Messenger RNA from Anisakis simplex (herring worm), 243 nucleotides. The record is from the annotation of a GenBank genome assembly. NCBI's taxonomy places the organism in Eukaryota, Metazoa, Nematoda, Chromadorea, Rhabditida, Anisakidae.
AUGCGGCAGUUUGUAUUGCGGAUUUUUUUCGUGUUACGACAACUGCUGAAUCCAUGCCUUGGACCGAUAGCGAUCAAUCGUGAGGAUGCGGAUGUGGAAGCCGAACGAACCGCACUCCGAUCGUCGGUCAGUGCCGAUCCAGCAGCGCUUCAAACUGGCGAUUCCACCGAUGAUGAAUCCUCGGCAGUGCGUCUCUCGAGGCGUUCAUCGGUUCUGGUCAGUCUUUUAUCACCUUCUCAAAAU